This is a messenger RNA of Ilyonectria robusta, 2542 nucleotides long. Its product is annotated as tRNA synthetases class I (M)-domain-containing protein. Gene Ontology annotation, biological process: methionyl-tRNA aminoacylation. NCBI's taxonomy places the organism in Eukaryota, Fungi, Ascomycota, Sordariomycetes, Hypocreales, Nectriaceae. Gene Ontology annotation, cellular component: aminoacyl-tRNA synthetase multienzyme complex; cytosol. The transcript is spliced from 2 exons. Gene Ontology annotation, molecular function: methionine-tRNA ligase activity; ATP binding. Bases 128 to 2131 code for a protein of 667 amino acids. The record is from RefSeq and is a predicted model, not a curated record.
GACUGUAUGACUGCCGAACAACAACUCCCAGCCUUGUGACUCACCAACCACAUAUACUCCUGAAACUGCAAUCCCCUUCACGGAGCUGGAACGACAUCUCAACAACUGCGACCAAACACUGCCUACUAUGGGUUCAUCGGGACCCGUGCUCCCGGAGGAGGGCAAGCGCAACGUCCUCAUCACCAGCGCCCUGCCCUACGUGAACAACGUCCCCCACUUGGGCAACAUCAUCGGCAGUGUCUUGUCCGCUGACGUCUUCGCGCGCUUCUGCAAGGCCCGCGGCCACAACACCCUCUACGUUUGCGGCUCCGACGAAUACGGCACGGCCACCGAGACCAAGGCCCUUGAGGAGGGACUCGAGCCCGCCGCGCUUUGUGCCAAGUACCACGUCCUUCACAAGGAGAUCUACGACUGGUUCCGAAUCGACUUUGACAUAUUCGGCCGAACCCCGUCAGGACAUCAGACCAAGAUUGUCCAGCAGAUCUUCACCGACCUGUGGAAGAACGACUACAUCGAGGAGCGCGAGACCGUUCAGCCCUUCUGCCCUACACCCGGCCACUCCAAGUUCCUUGCCGACCGUUUCGUCGAGGGACAAUGCAGUAUCUGCGGCGACAAUGGCGCUCGCGGAGACCAAUGCGACGCCUGCGGUAGCCUCCUCGAUGCCUUUGAGCCCGAGCAGGAGCCCAAUACUGGCGACGAAGACCAUGUCGAGGCUAAAGCCACCGGCUGGCUCAUCAACCCUCGCUGCAAACUCGACGGCGCCGCCCCCGAGAAACGAUCAACGAAACAUCUAUACUUGAAGCUGGACGCUCUCAAGGAUGAGCUGGUUGCCUGGUUCAAGAAGAGCAGCAAGGAGGGAGAGUGGAGCCCCAACUGUACUGCCGUAACACAAUCUUGGAUCAACAAGGGCCUGCUCCCCCGUGGCAUCACCCGAGAUCUCAAGUGGGGUGUCCCCAUCCCGACGGGCCUCGAAGGUCUGAGCGACGAGGAGUACGCCAACAAGGUCUUCUAUGUCUGGUUUGAUGCCUGCAUUGGAUACGUGUCUAUCACAGCGAACUACACCGAUGGAGAUAAUUUGGCCGGCACCAACUGGGAGAAGUGGUGGAAGAACCCCGAAAAUGUGAGGCUCUACCAGUUCAUGGGCAAAGACAACAUUCCAUUCCACACCAUCAUCUUCCCUGCUUCCCAACUCGGAACCAAAGGCAACUGGACCCAGGUUCACAAGCUGUCCACCACUGAGUAUCUCAACUACGAGGGCGGCAAGUUCAGCAAGUCCAAGGGUGUCGGUGUCUUCGGAAACACUGCCAAGGAGACUGGCGUCGACCCCGAUGUCUGGCGAUAUUACCUCCUCUCCCGCCGCCCCGAGUCUUCUGAUUCUGAGUUCAAGUGGCAGGAAUUCAUUGACUGCAACAACAACGACCUUCUCAAGAACCUUGGUAACUUGAACCAGCGAAUUCUCAAGUUCUGCCAAUCCAAGAUGGACGGCAUUGUCCCAGACUACACCAAGUACACCGAUGAGCGCAUUGAAGAGCACAAGAAGGAGGUCAACGAGGCACUCGAGACCUACAACUCCAACCUCGAGGCCAUUAAGCUGCGCAACGGUCUCGCUACCGUCAUGCACAUCUCUUCUCUCGGCAACAAGCUCCUCCAGGACAGCAAGCUCAACAACCAGCUUCUGGCUGACGAGCCUGAGCGCUGCGCCGCGGUCAUCGGCCUCGGCAUUAACCACCUCCAACUCCUCGCCAGCAUCCUCUUCCCUUACAUGCCCUCCACUGCAGAGGCCAUCCUCACCCAGAUUGGCUGCCCCGGUCUCAUUUCCAUCCCCGAGACUUGGAGCGGCGAUAUCGUCAAGCCCGGCCAGGCCAUUGGCGAGCCCAAGCUGCUCUUCUCCCAGAUCCCUGCCUCGCAGAUCGACCAGUGGCGCGAGGCCUUUGGCGGAGAGGAGAUUCGCAAGCAAAAGGCCCUCGAGGCCGAGAAGGCUGCCGCCAAGAAGGCUGCCAAGGAGAGGAAGAAGCAGCAGAAGCUGGCUCUCCGCGCAAAGGAGGCUGAGGCCACCACUACCGAGGUCCCUGCUGUUGAGGUACCUGCUGUCGAGAAGCCCGCCGAGGCUCCUGCUGCCGAGAAGCAGUGAGCAAAGAAGCUCACUGGCUCUUAGCCCCCCUGAAUGAAUCUCUGGCGAUAUAAAACGUUCGUCCCCGUACCUUUGGUGCCUUUCGGAUAACCUGAGCUGGCGAAUUUCAGAAAGGCGGAAUAGAAUUCAACAUAGAUCCCCGAGAGUCUUUGGAGGUGUUGAUGUGUAAAGUGGAUUGAAUCUCAGAUCAACUGAUGAGAACAAUAUGGGCUAGAAGGCUUUCUAGAUUUAUGUACAAUGUGGAGUUGUGAUGACGCUCGUUUGGUUCCUUGUAGCAAUGUGCAUGAUUUUUUUGCCUGACCCUGACUUGGCUUAGUUUAAGCCGAGAGCAAAAUGGAUUUAACAGCAGUACACUCGACAACGCGUGAUGUUGGAGGCAAGAAGCCCCAGUUGUCGAACAAGGAAUAUCUC